This is a messenger RNA of Gymnogyps californianus (California condor), 1906 nucleotides long. Its product is annotated as cell surface glycoprotein CD200 receptor 1-A-like. The record is from RefSeq and is a predicted model, not a curated record. The coding region runs from base 72 to 995 and encodes 307 amino acids. Gene Ontology annotation, cellular component: external side of plasma membrane. Gene Ontology annotation, biological process: regulation of neuroinflammatory response. NCBI's taxonomy places the organism in Eukaryota, Metazoa, Chordata, Aves, Accipitriformes, Cathartidae. Gene Ontology annotation, molecular function: signaling receptor activity. The transcript is spliced from 6 exons.
GCUAGAAAUACUCCCCAUGACCACAGCUAGGUUGGCGGCGGGAUGGAUGGAGUGACGGAGCUGCCUGAGCCAUGAAAGCAGGAGCCGACAUGAAGAUUGCUGGGAAGGCUGUGUGUGUUUUUGUGCUGCUCACCAUCACCAAGGUCACGAGAACAGUAGGGAACAACAGAGUGUCAGCGACAGUAGGGAACAGCUCUGUGCUCGCCUGCCCUCCCAAAUCAAACAUAACUAUGAUAACAUGGAAAAUAAGCCCCAGGGUUGGAGGCCCCUGCACCUUGGGAUACAGGGCUGAUCAGAACAAGACAGACAGAACAAACUGCAGUGACAGCAUGAACUGGAAAUUCAGACCAGAUCGGAAUCCUACCCUUGAGAUACAGCAAGUGGGAAUAGCCCAUGAGGGAAAUUACACCUGCGAAGUAGUAGCAACAGAAGGGAAUUUCCACAAGACGUACCACCUGACCGUGCUGGUCCCCCCCCGGCUGACCCUGUACUGUGAUGACCACGGGAAUCCCGUGUGCGAGGCAGCGGCAGGGAAGCCGGCUGCUCAGAUCUCGUGGGUCCUAGAGAGCAACUCCACCCCCAAGGAAGAAGGCCAUGACAACGGGACGGUGACUGUUCUCAGCAAGUUCACAGCAUACAGCACCAACAUGACUAACACAACCUGCAUUGCGUCCCACCCAGCUGGGAACCAGAGCAAGUCCAUAGCCUGUCGUCCCUCAAAGAACAGCGGCUUUAUCCUGCAUGUCUCCACCAUUCUUUGUUUCCUGAGCAUUAUCACCUUCAUGGCUGUCAUUUACUAUUUUAAGCUCCACAGUAACAGACUGUGCCACAAAACCAAAUGUCCUGAAACUGCUCCUACACAUUCCCCACAGGAUGACACAAUGGAAGUGGAACCUUAUACUACUUAUGUGCAGAAGGAAAACGUAAUUUACAACUCAGUGUCUGAUCUGACAGCGGGGCAGAAUCUUCCACAAGGACUGUCACCAGCAACAUGAAUGAUUCAACAACACUGGAAAGGGAGAGAGUCUUUAUAAAAGACUGGUUAUAGAAAGAAACUUCUCAGAAGAUUUCUUCAGAUUUUGGGGCAACAUAGCUCACUAGGUCUGUUCAAACACCUGUGCUUGCUGAUAAGUCUGUAUAGUUCUUUUUUUCCCUGUUUUGCCUUCUUCCUUGGGAAAGGAAACAGGUUUCCUUGGGAACCUUCCUUCCUGUUAUUCCUUGGGAAAAUGUGACUGACCCCAUGACAUAGUUUCUCCUGGAAAAGCUGUUGUGAUCAGUUUUCCCAUUGCUGUUCCUGCCUUGGAGAUCCUAGUUUUGUCAGUCGCUUCUAGGCAUUACUUUGAUGCACUUGACACUAUGUUGCACACAUUUGGGAGACGGACGGAGUGUUAUGUCUGAACUAAAAUGAAACACUCUUCAAUCAACAGCCACUUUUUUCUAAUUCAUAAAUUACUAACAUAGUGGCCCGAGUACUCAUCAUCACAGAAUAGCUCAAAUGGCAGAAGAUAUUGGUAGGGAAGACCUUUAAUCCGCCAUUUCUGAAAACGGAAAUGAGUGAUGAAUUUAGAAGGUCAUCCACUAAGAGAGACUUCACUAGCAUGAUUAAUUUACUUGUUAGGCUCAUAUUCAGUAUUUCCACUAAAUGUGUUCAUUCUGUAUUUCAGAUUAUUGUUAUGAUUACUUUCCCAUAAGAUUCUCGGAAGAUAUGGUAUUCCUCUCUUUCUUAAGAAUAUUGGCAUUAAGAUACUGUAAAAGAAUUAUGUUACUCAAAUCUGGUAAGCUACUUUUAACACAAAUGAACAUCAAAUAUUUCACAAAACAAAACAAAUUCAAAUAGAUCUUCUAUAAUUGUGCAAUAACGUACAAAAAGGAUAAAAUGCUUGCUAAUUCUAGUCAUAUUUAUUUU